AAAAAACAAAAAAGUUUCACAAAUUACAAAAGUUGUUGACUAUUUUAUUCAAAAUAGUCUUUAAAUUGUUUAAUGCAUGUGCAUUUACCGCAUGAAAUAAACAAUAUUCAAUAAAGUGAAACAAUAAAAACAGCAGGAAUCAACAACUAAAUUAAAAUGCCGAAAGUUUCAAAAACUACUGGAUAUUACAAAAUCGUAAAAACAGUGAAUAAUGGCAAAAAUGAAUUGUCAGUUGUUCCGAGUGGGUGGGAGAAAAAUGGCAUAUUAUAUUGGCCAUCUAAAACAGCCGGUGCAGCUGCAAUGUUGUCCAUCGAAGAUCCACUUAGCGUUCCAGGGAAAAAAGGUUGGAGUAAACAUAAAUGCAUCGUCCAACGGCGAAACAUAAAAUGGGACUUUGAAACGGCUGAAAGAGAAGUGAAGAAAAUGUUGGCCGAAUCUGAAAUGAGUGCUAGCAGCAGUAGCGAAAAUGAAAGUACCAAAAGACCUCAACCAAAACCAAUGCCAAAAAAACGAAUGAAAUUAAAACGUCGUGUUGAAGUGUCUCUAACAGAUGUAUUAAAUCAACCAAAAAAAAUGAAUGACAAGCCAUCAGAAGUGGUGAAUCAACAUCAAACUCAACCAACAUUUAUCCCCCAGAUGCUAUCUCAGUCACCAUCCCAUAAUCAACAACCAAAAAUGUACAUUCCGCAAUACAAUAAUGAAGGUUACUUUGUUCCAAAUAAUAUAAUAUUGACGUCACAACCGGCUGUAAAUCAAAGUAUUGGCAUUAGUUUGUCCAAUGUAAUGGAACUUUUGCAGACAGUAUCCAAAAAUGUAGAUGAUUUACAUAAAAAAUUGGACACUUUGAAUAAAAAAGUUGACAAUUUGAAGAAAUGUGUCGAAAAUAGCCCGAAUACGCAUCCUAGGGAAUUUAUUUUACCAAGUUUGAAGGAAAUAAAUAUGAAUCCAAUUGAAACUGUUGACGAAUUGUACGAAUUUGAAGAAAAAUUGAAGGACAAGGAGUUCAAAAAGGAUUUGAUUGGAAGAUUAAAACAUGUCUGUGGUGCGAACUCAAUGAGCGGUGACAGAGCCGCCUACACUUUGGUCGAUAAAAUUUUUACAAGAAAAUUGAUGACGCAAAUGUCUUGGUCUGGUGUGUCUAAACAAGGUGUUGCUACAAAAAAACCAUUGCAGAUAUUCGAGAACGUUGUAAGAUUUUUUUACACAUUGGUUAAAAUAGCAGAUCCCAAUUACACAGAGCUAGAUGCAAAAAAUUUCUUCAAAAAGAAAGUCCUACCAAAUAGUUUACGUCGGAACUUGUCACACUUUCAACGUGCGUCUAUGCCAAAACAACGGGCAUUCAAAAUUAAAAAUCCAUCAUUUUCAAAGAAUAUGAAUCAAUUUGAAAACUCUGAUUCUAAUGGCGAUAACAUGAUUACAACUACAGCACUUGAAACACUAAAUUUUGCAAAUGAAACAAACGAUUGCAAUGACGGAAGUGAUGGUGAUUGUGAGAUGAAGUCUGAAGAAGAGACGGAGGGAGAAUACGCUGAAGAAUUCUUAUUGGGAGACGAUCAAAUAUAUGCAGAAUUAAUUAAAGCAGACACAAAUACAGAAAUAUCACCCCCACACAAACGAGCUAAAGUUAAAUAAAGAAACAUGUAUUUGUAUUUGUGAGAAACAAAAUAAAUGCCUUUAGAGUUCAACGCAA
Messenger RNA from Episyrphus balteatus (marmalade hoverfly), 1690 nucleotides. RefSeq lists its product as uncharacterized. Lineage: Eukaryota; Metazoa; Arthropoda; Insecta; Diptera; Syrphidae. The coding region runs from base 157 to 1632 and encodes 491 amino acids. The transcript has 4 exons. The record is from RefSeq and is a predicted model, not a curated record.